AUGGGUGCUCGAUUUUCGAAGCAGUCAUCAAAACCAAAUCCUUAUGCUGCUGCCAGAUUUACGGCUCAUCAGGAAGACAAUCAUUUGCAGAACGAUAAUUGCAGUAAUGAGAUUUCGGUGGCCCCAACAGCCGUAACUCAGUCGAUUGAGAAUCCGAUAGCAUCCACGGUUGAUGAGUUCUAUGAUGGGAUACCUCAGUACCAGAGAAGUUGGUACCAGAAAUCCAGAUCAUUUAGGGCCACUAAGGUUUUAGAAGUGAGUGCUCGUCUAACCAGAGCCGGCAGUGCUGGACUUGGAAAGGCAGCAGGCGUUUUGGACACACUUGGGAUCAGUGUGGGUGGAUUUAUUCCCCGAACAACAGCCAAAAGCAGUGAACUUUCCAUUUUAUCGUUUGAGGUUGCCAAUACAAUUGUUAAAGGAUCUAAUCUUAUGGAGUCGCUUUCAGACAAAAGCAUACGGAGACUGAAAGAAGUGGUGUUUCCUGCUGAGGGUGUUCAAAAGUUGAUAUCUAAUGACAUGGAUGAACUUUUAAGAAUAGUGGCAUCUGACAAACGAGAAGAAUUGAAAGUUUUCUCAGACGAAGUUGUACGCUUUGGGAAUCGAUGUAAAGAUCCUCAGUGGCAUGACUUGGACCGCUUCUUCGAGAAACGUAACAGAGAUCGAACACCUCAAAAGCAGUUGAGGGAAACAGCAGAAUCACUUAUGCUGCAACUGAUUACAUCAGUUCAUCUAACAGCUGAGCUAUACCGGGAGCUGCAUGCACUGGACAGAUUUGAGCAAGACUAUCAGCUUAAGCGCCUGGAGGAACUUAGAUAUAAUGCUUCUCAAAGAGGAGACCGCGACAACAGCCUGAACAAAUUGGCAGCCGAAUUGAAAAACCAGAGGAAGUUAGUUAAAAACCUUCAGAAGAAAUCGCUGUGGUCCAGAAGUAUGGAAGAGGUAGAUUCUCUUUGCUCCUUUUCUCUUGAAUGCAGUCUGUUGAGUACAAUAUUAGGCGAAACACAAGAAGCAACUAUCAGCAAUCAGCAUAGGUUGGGACCUGCUGGGCUCGAUUUGCAUUAUGCUAAUAUCAUUCUCCAGAUUGACUCGAUAGUAGCUCGUUCAGGUAACGUGUCAUCAAACACCCGAGACACUUUGUACCAAAGCUUGCCACCUAACAUCAAAGAUUCUCUACGAACCAAAGUGCGGUCUUUCCAUGUCGACAAGGAGCUCACAGUAACAGAAAUCCAAGAUGAGAUGGAAAAAACAUUGCAUUGGCUUGUUCGGGUUGCUACAAAUACGGCUAAAGCUCAUCAUGGCUUUGGUUGGGUUGGAGAGUGGGCUGGCUCGGGGUCCAACCUGAACCGCAGGACAGUCGAGACUUCGGACAUCAUGCGAAUCGAGACACUCCACCAUGCAGGCAAGCAAAAGACAGAAGCUUAUAUUAUUGAUUUACUGUUGUGGCUUAACUAUUUGGCUGGCGCGAAUGUGGAAGGCCACGGCGGAAUGCCACUAGCUCCAGAAACAGACACUCGACGAGGCCAAGAUCCUUCUCGCGGGGACUCACUCAGGCCCAAGGAAGGAGUACAAAACGGUCGUCUCCCCGUCCGGUCAGCAAAGGCUGGCCAGUCGACCGCCAGCCUGGAGGCAGAGCUUCGAAACAGGCGAGCGUGCUUUGAGUCGUGGGUCGUAGCCCAGGGAUCGUACGCGCAGGCUCAUGAGGUGCCUCGGCAGAAAUGGGGUCCGUAG
This is a messenger RNA of Striga hermonthica, 1728 nucleotides long. The record is from the annotation of a GenBank genome assembly. NCBI's taxonomy places the organism in Eukaryota, Viridiplantae, Streptophyta, Magnoliopsida, Lamiales, Orobanchaceae.